This is a messenger RNA of Drosophila montana, 2662 nucleotides long. Its product is annotated as short stature homeobox protein 2. The transcript has 5 exons. The record is from RefSeq and is a predicted model, not a curated record. The coding region runs from base 1289 to 2551 and encodes 420 amino acids. Gene Ontology annotation, molecular function: sequence-specific double-stranded DNA binding; DNA-binding transcription factor activity, RNA polymerase II-specific. Gene Ontology annotation, biological process: regulation of transcription by RNA polymerase II. NCBI's taxonomy places the organism in Eukaryota, Metazoa, Arthropoda, Insecta, Diptera, Drosophilidae. Gene Ontology annotation, cellular component: nucleus.
AUAUUUUGUUGGUAGACUUCGUUUCUUCCAUCAGAUUAUCGUUUGGGUUCAAAUGAGUUAUAUGAAGGACUACGAAUUGACUAAUGAGGAGCAGCACUUUAAUAUGAAAUAUGAAAAUACUGGCACUGAUUUUGACAAGAACAAUGACGUGACAUUUUAAGCUCAAGUUCUUUUCUACUUUGAAGCCGUUGGUCGUUACUGUCACUUCAUAUUAAUGGCUCAAAGCUUUCUUGUGACACAAUUAAACGUUAAUAAUCCACACGAAAAGUGAAAAUUGUCCAAUGUGAGACUAAACUUAAAUUUAAUUCAUAAAAACCCAGGCGAAUAAUAAAUACUUUGAGAUAUUUAAGUAAUUUCUAUCAUUAAGUCAGAAAUAAACUGCAAACAACGAAUAUGAAACUCCACCCACAUAGGCGAUUCCACGGAAAAUUAUUAGGUGUUUUAUACACUCUUAAUGUGUAUACAGCAUAAAGCGGCUAUAACCAAUAACAGUAAAGUAGGGUUGAGCUAACAACCUACAACCACUUUACAAGAACAACCAGCCCGUAAAGACCAAUGAGAAUAAAUUGAAAAGAAGUAGGCAGGGCGACACCUUUUUCUACGAGCCGUGACUACUGUUUUUAGGGGUUGUUUUGAUAGUCGAAAAGAGCGAACCCCAAGGAGCGAGCAAUUUAGCUACAGCUUAUACUAUUACAUUAAGUAUUUUAAUUAUAUAAAAUUAUGUUUAUUUAAUUGAAUGGAAAAUUUGUAUUAAAUAUUAUUACUAUUGGCUCAAAUGAGGAAAGUUUUUCUUUAGAUUGAAUACGUUUGCCCAAUGUAGUGUAAUUAUGUUUUUAAUAAUAAUCAAAAAAUCUUGGAAUUUAUAAGUUAUAUAUGCAGGGAUCAAUUGUAGGUUAAGAUGGGGAAUUAAUUGUACUAUUAAUUGUAUGUUUAAGUAUGUGCCAAUUGCAAUACAUAUUUUGCAUCACGGUUGUUGAUUUAAGGAAUGUGUCUUCUCUCCCAGUGAUGUAUCUUUCUCAUAAAAAAAGCAAUGUGAUUGCAUGAAGCUGAGCUAAAUGGCAUGCGCAGCAGACAAGAGCGGCAUAGAACUUUUCUGAAAUGAGUACAGACUCAUCUCUGUGUUAGUUUUUAUUUGGUUUGGAAAAGGACCUGUAAUGCUAUUGGCGUUUCAUGCCGAGUAGUCGACCGUUUUAUUUUGUAAGAGCAACUAUGUAUCGGAGUAAAAGUGCUGUGAAGAUUUUAACAUUAAAGAAACCAUAAUAUCGUCUAAAUCUGAUUGCUAACGAAAAUGGAGCAAUUAGCACAGUUUGUAAACAAAUCGUUUGAAUUUAAUUUAACUCAUAAUCGGGUUAAUCAUUUGUUUAACUCAAUGACAAGUGCUCGUGUUCAUAAACUAACCGACGCAACAGCAAAGCAUAUAUUAGUCAACACAAAUAGAUUGGGAAGAAUUUCCGUCGAUAAUUGCACCAAUGAGGACGAAUCCAUGGAUAUUGAUAUAACCGAUGUUUCUGUUGCGGAAGAAAGCAGCUCUGAAGAUAAAUCGAUCCUACCAAAACCUUUAUCAUUAGUAAAACUUCGUUCGCUACAGCAGCAAUCAAUUGCAACUAUCUCCAAUAAUGAACAUUUAUGUAAGACUGAUCCUGCUCCUAAGCCCAAAAACUGGUUAAUUUCUGAUCUAUUGGUGUCCGACGCACAUUGGGAAGAAAUGAAAACUUCUGCAACAAUUACAAUCAACUUAAACGAAAGUUCGAAUGAUAGUAAUUCUCCAGAAAUAUCAUUGCAUAAGGUGGUCCCUUCUGAAAAAUCUUUAUCUCCGGAACCACAAACAACAAUAGGGGAAAAUGUAGCCCGAUUAGAACCUUCAGGACUUAGUAGUAAACAGCGACGAUCACGAACCAACUUUACGCUUGAGCAGCUCAACGAACUAGAAAGACUUUUCGAAGAGACCCACUACCCAGAUGCCUUUAUGCGAGAGGAAUUAAGCCAGCGAUUGGGACUCAGUGAAGCACGAGUGCAGGUUUGGUUUCAAAACAGAAGAGCCAAAUGUCGAAAACAUGAAAAUCAAAUGCAUAAAGGUAUAUUACUAAGCAGCCGAAGCCCGCCGGUGUCAACGCCUCUCGAGCCUUGCCGAGUGGCACCUUAUGUAAACUUGGCUACUAUCCGCAAUACAAAUACGUCUAUUAUGCCAUCAACUAACGCUUUAAGCAGUGUGCAGCAUCAAUCCGGGAAAAGUGCCGUCAGCAUUGUAAAUAAUCGGGCUCCGUCACCAGCGGCUGUAGUGUCGGCCGCAGCUGAACACUUUUCCGGCAGCGUUGCAGCAGCAGCAGCAUUUUCCGCCUUCGAUCCAGCAAUUUUAUCCGCUGCUGCACACCAGUAUGCGGCGGCAAUAAGUAAUAGAAGCAGACCCGCUGGACUUUUCGCAUUGCCGCAGUAUCCGCUUCAUUUGGCCGCAUUUGCCGCAGCGCACAAGAAUUCCAGCAUAGCGGAUUUACGAAUGAAGGCUAAGAAGCACUCCGAGUCAUUGGGCCUUGAAGCAGAUAUAGUUAUUUAGUACAUACUUUACGAACUAAAUUAGAGUAAGACUAGUCUAGAGUUGUCUAGUUUAAGCAAUCUACUAUUUUAUUGAUAUUGAAACAAUUGCAAUAAUUACAUUUACCAUACU